Messenger RNA from Trichomonas vaginalis G3, 924 nucleotides. Its product is annotated as ROK family. The record is from RefSeq and is a predicted model, not a curated record. NCBI's taxonomy places the organism in Eukaryota, Parabasalia, Trichomonadida, Trichomonadidae. The transcript has a single exon. The coding region runs from base 1 to 924 and encodes 307 amino acids.
AUGCUUGCAUCCCUUUCACGCAACUUCGGCAAAAAGUAUGCCUGCGGCAUAGAACUUGGUGGACAGACAGCAGCCUUCGCUAUUUGCGAGAAUCUUGGCUCAUUCCUUUACAAGAAGAAAGGAAUCAAGACAAGAGAACCAACAACACCAGAUGAGGCUGUUGAAGCCAUUGUUGAAGGUAUUAAGUCCUCUGGCUAUGAAGUUGAUCGUAUCGGUAUCGCUUCAUUCGGCCCACUUGAUGUUUACAAAGGCUCAAUUGGCAACACACCAAAGCCAAAGUGGGGCAACUAUCCACUUGUCGCCUCCAUUCAGAAGGAGUUCCCAGAAGCCCAAGUUGUCCUUGAAACAGACGUUAACGCUCCAGCGUAUUCUGAAUAUCUUCACCUUAACUCAAAGGACAACACAGUCAAGUCUGUUGCUUAUGCAACAAUCGGAACUGGUGUCGGUGUUGGCGUUUUCUGCGAUGGCAAGCCACUCCACGGCAAGAUGCAUCCAGAAGGCGGACAUUUUAAGCCAUUCCACCUUCCAAACGACAAUUUCAAGGGAUGCUGCCCAUUCCACGGCGAUUGCGUCGAAGGUAUGAUCUCUGCUGUUGCUCUUUCCAAGAGAACCGGCCUUUCAUUACAACAGCUCCCACAGAUUGCCACAGAUGAUCCAGUUUGGGACUGCUUCACAGAAUAUGCUGCUCAGCUUUCUGCUAACUGCGCUCUUCUUUACUCCCUUGACUACAUGGUUAUUGGUGGUGGCAUCGUCACCGCUAAGGGACGCGAAUACUUAAUUGAGAAGAUCCAGAAGAGAACAAAGGAACUUCUUAACGGUUACAUUCACGUUCCAAAGGUUAUUAAGCCAUUCUACGGUGGUGAUGCUGGCUUAGUCGGUGCUACAGCUGUUGCCCUUCACCCAGAUGUUUUCACAAACAACUAA